Messenger RNA from Dreissena polymorpha, 3701 nucleotides. Its product is annotated as carnosine synthase 1-like. Gene Ontology annotation, biological process: carnosine biosynthetic process. NCBI's taxonomy places the organism in Eukaryota, Metazoa, Mollusca, Bivalvia, Myida, Dreissenidae. Gene Ontology annotation, molecular function: ATP binding; metal ion binding; ATP hydrolysis activity. The record is from RefSeq and is a predicted model, not a curated record. The transcript is spliced from 16 exons. Bases 133 to 3459 code for a protein of 1108 amino acids.
AAAAAUGUUAACCAUAAAAUAAUAUCAGUAUCAAAAGGCCACACAUUUGUGCAACAUUUUCACUCGAAAGCAACAAGGCAUGACGGUAAUAAGAGUUUAAAUAAGCUUGGGGAGUACACUUUUUUGCUAGUAAUGGUAAUGACUUCCUCACUGUGUUCCCAGGAUAACUUGCACGUUGAAGACAUGGACAUAAAAGGAAAAUACGAAAACGCAGUGGAUAAAGACAAAGAUGUAGACAAUGAUAAAGAUGUUGAUUACAAUGAGAAAGAUGUAGAUGAAACCAUGAUGAGUUGCUCAAACAUGGAGAAAAAUAACACAAAUGACCAGGAAGUUGAGUACGUUGAUGAAAAUGAUGAAACAGUAAAUCUAGAGACAGACCAAAACUGCAAGACUGGCAUGUGUGUGAUGUGGAACACAGAGGUCAAUUUGGAAGACCCCAUGAUAAUUCGCAGUGGGAAACAGUCAGAGGACACGGAAGAGGAGGUAAUGGAAUUCUACAACACUCUGCAGUUUAUGCUGUAUGAGACAGGAUUUCCGGAAACUGAGGACCGCACUGCCAUGCCUGGGCGCGCCAACAAUAAAGAGAAUGCUGUGGUGGUGUUUCUGGCGCCACCAGAGGAUUGCAUGGCAAUGCUGCUUGAAUGCGGUAACCAAGUAUCUGACAGCAUACAUCUGAUCUUCAAAGAGUCCUGGGUCUCAAAGAAACCGUCCAAGGAAAAGCAAGGUCUGUACGAGAUUUUCAUUCUGAAGGCAAUUACGUUCCACAAGGGAGGCUUGACCUACAUUGAUGAGUUUAACCCCCCAAGGAAGUGCACCUACCUCGUGAACUACUUCUUCAAUGCAGUAGAUUCUGGACUUCCAUCCUGGGGUCUCGAAAUGGAGAAAAACCUGGCUAACCCAAUAAGUGCACCAAUUCCCCUGUGUAACCAAGUGGACGACAAGGUGUGGACACGAUACAAGAUGUCAUGCUAUGGUGUGGACCACCCAGAGACACUGGCCUUCACCCUCGCUCCAAAGAGAUAUGUACCAAGCAUCGAUACCAUAAGAGUGCUUGAACUGGGUCCAGGCAUGAAAAGCAAAAUAUCCCAAACAGAAAACAGCUUGCAUAACAAAAACAGGGGCGACAACGCUAAUAUGCAAAACAGCUCAAAUGCAACGCUAGAGAGUCAUCCUGAAUACCAGACAGCAAAUUCUGUGAUAACUGCUAGGCAUACUGAUGCCAAUGGUUUGGUGUGUACGCAUGCAGACAUGGAGCUUGAGAUCAGAAACUUCCUAAAUAAACCGUCCAUUAUCAACCGAAAGAUUGUUGUCAAACCGUCAGGCCCAAAGCACUAUGCCAGUGUUGGUGUUUCGUUCCAUCCUCCUGGUAAUGUUGAUUCUGUCAUUAAUGCGGUAGGAAUCCUACUGGACAAAAUCAUGGACGGUGAUUCAAUUCUUGUGGAGACAUUUGUUGAACCUAUCAACCCUAGGCCGGUUACAGGUAUUUCCCACAAUAUCCAGCCAACGCUGGUCGACAGUGGACUGAUGUUUAGAGUCCGCUGCACUGGUUGCAAAGAUAUUGACGGCAAACCUAUUUGCUCUCUUAUCACAUGUGGCAUUGGCUCAAUUCGUGAGCCAGUGCACGGAGACAACACAGUCCCUCAGACGCUCAACACAACCCUGCUGGCAUUCGGAGUCUCUGAUCCGUUGAUGCGUAGGAAAAUUGAGCAAGAUGUAUGCAAAAAGACAGAGGACAUCUUACAAUCUUUAAUUGAUGAAGAGAAGAAGAUGACAGCUGAGCAACGAGGCGGCAUUGGUGGCUUCACUGAUAUCAUAGGCAUAGAUUUCUUCCUGACAGAGAAGAACGGCCAGAUCGUCCCAGUUGCGGUAGACGUUAACAGUCACGACUGCACAGCCAGCUGUCUGAAGUUUGAUUGCAUAGUUGACUUGAUGGAUCGAUGUACUGUACUCAACGGCCAGAUCUUAAAUCCAGUGGUCCAGCAAUACGAGCAUAGCAUUGGAGUUUCAAGCGACAACUCAAGUCAGUACAAGAGAAGAGACCUUGACAUGCCGAAAUUCGAUGAAUUGUUUGGUCGAAGUGUUAGACCCUGGGUUCGAACCAUGCUCACGCGUUCCCAGGACUACCUGCUUCAAGAUAAGACAAUCCUUGUGAUUGGGGCUGGAGGCUAUAGCAAUCAGUUUAUCUGGCCUUCUGCGUUGGAGUUGGGAGUCAAUAUAGUCCUGGUGGACUCCAAUCUGGAGUACUUUGCACGUGACCUUGUUUACCGUUUCAUCAGCAUUGACAUCGAGGACCACAAAAGGGACCGUGCACAUGCGAGCUUUAUUGUUGAGACGCUACGGGACAUGAACAUCAGUGUGGACGGUUGUCUCACCUUCUGGGAUGACUGCGGACCAUUGGCAGCUCUCGUUUCUGAACUGCUAAAAACUAAAGGCAAUACAUACAAGGCAGCUUACAUGGCAAAAACGAAGAGUCUCACCCAGGCACAUUUGAGAAAACGUACCGGACCCAUUCCUCACUGGCAAUACACGUCUUUGUUUGCAUGUAGGUCAGCACGUAUAACAUGCGAGGCAGACAUUCCCAAGGCUAUUCAAGCUGUGAGUAUUCCUGCCAUCCUCAAGCUAGAACACGCCUCAUGUGCGGUGGGUGUGAAUAUUGUCAAGUGCAAAGAGGACGUAUUCAACCAGUACGCAAACAUCACCAACAGGCUGCGAACCAAUGUUGACUUCCGGGGUGUUGGUCUGGGUUUCAGCAAUUUAAUGGUUCUCAUGGAACACCUUCAGGGAUCAGACCAUGUCGUCGAUGUUGUCAUCUUUGAGCGGAAGCUUGUUGCGGCUUUUAUCACCAACAACGGUCUUACAAACUGGCCGUCUUAUAUUGAGACCUCAGCCUUGAUGCCUUCCAACUUGACUGUGGACAAACAGGCCCAGCUGGUGAAUGCUGCAUUCCAGUGCCUUACAGAACUAGGUCUGUCAAAUGGAGUCUUCAACGUGCGGAUGCAGUUGACGUCGAUAGGGCCCAAGCUGAUAGACAUAAAUGCACGCACUGGUGGCCUAUACAUCUGUGACUGGGUAAAAAGGCUCUACCGCAUUGAUCUCAUGAAGUGUGCACUGUUGGUCUCGUGUGGCAUUCGCCCAUACAUCCCGCUCAUACCGCCCUCUGAGUACAUCUUGGGUGUGAUGCUAAUGCCGUCAAAGCACAAGCACGUGAUGCAUGACAAAGUGACCCGAAUGAUCCUGGAUGACAUGCAGUCUCAAGGGGACAUCAUCCUCACCUUGCUGGAGACUGAAGAAUCCCUCCGGUUUGCGAAUGAUAAAGCAGAGUACGAGCAGCCAUACGCCAAUAUCGCUGUCCAGGCCCAAACUGUUGAGGAGGCCCGAAGGAAAUUGCUCAACAUCUGCAAGAAACUUGCCAUUGAGACCAGCGACUAUAAGGUCUCCCAAUUCAUCCAGCUUUGUUAAACAAACGUCUAUGGAUUUAGAAGAUAGUCUGUCAGCUGUGUAUUUUUUUUAAUGAUUUUCCCUAUUAUAAUCAAUUUUCCAUUAAAAAAAAUGUCUUCUAUUUAAAAUUGUUCAUACUUUUUUUUACUUAUUGGCUCACCUUGAUCACUUAACCCUUUGCAAAAUUUGUCGUCUGCUAAAAUGUCUGCUGAAUUUCUAAAAUAAGCAUUUUCUUUUAGAUUUUUUUCAAAGAAUACUAUCAU